Molecule: messenger RNA, 1205 nt
Organism: Oldenlandia corymbosa var. corymbosa
Lineage: Eukaryota; Viridiplantae; Streptophyta; Magnoliopsida; Gentianales; Rubiaceae
Source: the annotation of a GenBank genome assembly
AUUUUUUAAUCAGACGGGUUCGGGUCCACAACCCAGAAACUAAAACAGAGGAUUAAAAAAAACUGCGAAAACAAGCAAAAUGAAAACCAUGACCGAAACCGAAAACCCACAAACCGCCAACAGCAUUCAACCUUGAAAGAUCAAGACGAUAGGAACCAACAGCCACCAUCCUCAUCGCCUCAAACUCCCACACACAGUCACACACUAUAAAUUACAAGAAAAACAAAUCAGAUUAACCAACCAAAAGCAAAAAAGCAAAAAGAUAAACACUUGUUUCUUUAGAUUCAAAAUUGAAGCAUUUGUCAAUCAGGAAAAUAUUCGAUGGCUGAGGUAGCAGCUGGAGAGAGAAAGGGACGCAAGAUUCUGGUGGCGGUGGAUGAAGGUGAAGAGAGCGGGUAUGCUCUGAGGUGGUGUCUCAACAACAUUGUGAAUCAAGAUUCCAAAGAUGCACUUGUCCUCCUCUUCGCCAAACCUCCACGCCCUGUUUACUCUGCUCUUGAUGGAUCCGGGUAUUUGUUUUCUGCAGAUAUAUUGGAAACAAUGGAAAGGUACAGCAAUGAAGUGGCAGAUCAAGUUAUGGAGAAAGCCAAGAACUCUUGUGCUGGGUUGAAUGACGACGUAAGCCUUUCUUCUUCUUCUUUUCUUAGUUUUCUUGGCGGGGAAUUGGGUAAUUUUGUAGAUGAACUGAAUGAACUGGAACUAAUUUGGGAGUUCGUUCUUUCCCCUCGUAAUUGCGGCGUACAGAUUAAGGUGGAGACGAAGGUCGUAAAUGGAGAUCCAAGGGACGUAAUUUGCCAAGUUGCGGAGAGGCUAAAUGUUGACCUUGUUGUCAUGGGAAGCCAUGGCUAUGGCCUCAUCAAGAGGGCGUUCCUGGGAAGCGUGAGCAAUCACUGUGCACAAAAUCUCAAGUGCCCGGUGCUGAUCGUGAAGAAGCCAAAAUCCCAUGACUAGUCUACCUAGUGGUUCAAAUGUAUUUGGUGGAUGUUUUAUUCCUUGUGAUUGUAUCUUCCACUUUCGCAUGUUUGAACUUUGAAAUGGUGAUUUUGCGAAUGUAAUGAGAGUUUUUCAGUUCUGUUUGUAAUUUGUAUAAUUGUAUUGUACGUUUCUAACGUGUAUCUCUUUGUUUUUUUUGAACGUAUACUUUUUUCCUUUCCUUAAAAUUGUGAAUACCAUUUAUGUACUAAAGUCUACACUCUGAAGUUCAU